Molecule: messenger RNA, 4284 nt
Organism: Quercus lobata
Lineage: Eukaryota; Viridiplantae; Streptophyta; Magnoliopsida; Fagales; Fagaceae
Exons: 1
Coding region: 1-4284 (1427 amino acids)
Molecular function (GO): nucleic acid binding; RNA-DNA hybrid ribonuclease activity
Source: RefSeq, a predicted model, not a curated record
AUGGAAUCCAGUACAAACCCAGAUCCUGCUGCGCUGGCCCUACAAAUCCAGUCGCUGUCAGCAACCGUGGAAGAACUCACGAGACAGAACCAAGAAAUGAAACAACGACUACUACAGGAAAGCAAUCGUGCAGAUAGGGGAGACGACGAAGACAGCAACAGAAGGCGAACCAGCACUCCGGAGGAAGCAAGCUCGGAUCUUUUGAGAGAAAUGAGGAAAGAGAUGGACGAACUAAGAAACGCCAUAAAAGGAAAGACGGACCAAAGUUUGGAGAGAAUCGUCCGGAAGACGGAUUCGCCCUUUACCAUAGCCGUCCAGGAGUGCCCUAUACCCUUCAAAUUUCGUCUACCCCAGCUGGAACCUUUCGACGGGCUGAAAGACCCUUUGGAUCACUUGAAUACCUUCAGGACAACCCUAGGCCUCCAACAGCCCCCUGACGAGAUCUUCUGUCGCUCAUUCCCUACGACCCUCAAAGGAGCAGCCAGGGAAUGGUUCAACAAGUUGCCAACAUCGUCUAUUGACAAUUUCGAGCAGUUAAGCAGCUCCUUUGUCCGUCACUUCGUGGGGGGGCAGCGACCGAAGAGAACUGCCGACCACUUACUUACCAUCAAACAAGGAGAGAAGGAACCACUGAGGUCCUACGUGACACGCUUCACCCGAGGAAUGUUGGAAAUAGACGAGACAGAUGACAAGGUACAUCUCACAACCUUCAAAGCAGGAUUGAAGUCCAGGGAUUUUGUGGCAUCCUUGGCAAAGAACCCCCCUAAGACGAUGGCCGAGGCACUGUUAAAGGCUCAGAAGUACAUGAACGCGGAGGAAGCCCUGGCAGCUAUUGAUGGAGCAGAUAAGAGUAGGGAAAAGAAGAAAGAAAAUGAGGACGAUCGAAGAGGGCUAAAACGAGAACGGGCUGGCAGACGGAAUGACGAUGGAAAUCGAAGGAGAGACGAUAAAAACCCUCGUCCAUCAAAGUUCACCCCGCUGGUGAUGCCAGUAGAUCAAAUUCUAACAGAAAUAAGGGACGAACCAUCCCUAAAGUGGCCAAAACCACUCCAUUCAGCACCUGGAUUACGUGACAAGAGGAAAUACUGUCGUUUCCAUAAAGAUCAUGGGCACUACACGGAGGACUGCAGGGACCUAAAAGAGCAGAUUGAAGAGCUCAUCCGUAAUGGGAAGCUACAACAGUAUGUAAAAAGGGGGGAUUUCGGCAGGUACGGACAGAAAACCCAGCCAGUGAAUGCACGAAGAGACGAAGAUCGUCCCCAACCUCGUCCACAAAACGCGCUAGGGGAGAUAAAGACCAUCGCCGGGGGACCAACCGCCGGAGGAUCAUUCAAGUCUCUCAGGAAGUCAUACCAAAGACAGGUAAACAGCGUCCACAAUGUACCACCGUCAAAGCAAAGACGCACCAGUGAAGACUUGCAUUUCUCUGAGGAAGAUGCCAGAAGUGUGAAGCAGCUCCAUGAUGACCCGCUCGUCAUUAUGAUCAUGAUCGAGGGGUUCAACGUGCGAAGAGUCUUGGUCGACAGCGGAAGUUCAGCAGAUAUAAUCUAUCUUCCUGCUUUCCAACAACUAAAGCUGGACCCAAAGAGGCUUCGUCCUUUUGAGUCUCCCCUAGUCAGUUUCAGCGGAGACAAAGUGUACCCCAGAGGAAUCACGACGUUAACAGUAACAGCCGGGUCAUACCCCCUUCAGGUAACCAACCAGCACAAUUUUCUAAUAGUAGACUCACCCUCGUCCUACAAUGUGAUCAUUAGUAGACCAAUGCUUAAUCGCUGGAAGGCUGCUAUCUCCACCUACUGCUUAAAGGUGAAGUUCCCAACAGAACAUGGAAUCGGGGAGAUUAAGGGAGAUCAAGUGCUGGCCAGGGAAUGCUACCAUGCCGUCCUGGCCUCAAAAGAAAACCAUACGUGGACAAUUGAGGAGAAGACGCCAGAGAUUAUGGAGAAAUUUGAAACGGUAGAUUUGGCUGAAGGGAACCCUCCAAGGACGACCCAAAUAGGGAAGAGCAUGAGUCAAAAGACGAAAGGCGAAAUCGUCAACUUUCUGAAGAGCAACCUCGACAUUUUCGCCUGGAGCCACAAGGAUAUGCCAGGAAUCCUAGCAAGCCUCAUCCAGCAUCAUCUGAAUGUUGAUCCGGAAAAGAAACCUGUCCAGCAGAAAAGGAGAGUCUUUGCUCCCGAGCGAAAUAAGGCAGUGAUGGACGAGGUAAAUAAGCUGCUUGCAGCAAAAUUUAUCCGAGAAGUCCACUACCCAGAGUGGUUGGCCAACGUAGUCAUGGUCAAAAAGUCAAAUAGGAAGUGGAGGAUGUGUGUCGACUUUACAGACCUGAACCAAGCAUGCCCAAAAGAUAGCUUCCCGCUGCCCAGGAUCGACCAGCUAGUAGACUCCACAGCAGGACACAAACUUCUCACAUUUAUGGACGCGUUUUCAGGAUAUAACCAGAUACAAAUGGCUGAAGAAGACCAGGAGAAGACCGCUUUUAUCACCAGCCAGGGACUUUACUGCUAUCGGGUCAUGCCUUUUGGGCUCAAAAACGCAGGGGCCACCUAUCAAAGAUUGGUAAACCAGAUGUUCGAGAAGCAAAUCGGGAGAAAUGUGGAGGUUUAUGUUGACGAUAUGCUCGUCAAGAGUAAGGAAGAAGAAAACCAUCUGGACGAUCUCAGAGAGACGUUCAAUACUCUCAGACGGUAUAGCAUGAAACUAAACCCGUCCAAAUGUGCCUUUGGGGUUUCCUCGGGAAAGUUUCUCGGGUUUGUAGUAUCGCAGAGAGGGAUUGAAGCAAAUCCCGAAAAGGUCAAGGCCAUCCUGGAAAUGUCUUCACCCAGGACGGUCAAAGAAGUGCAGUCCCUAACAGGGAGAAUUGCGGCCCUCAAUCGGUUCGUCUCGAAGGCAACGGACAAAUGCCUCUCAUUCUUCAAGACUUUGAAGAAGGCGUUUUCAUGGACGGAGGAAUGCGAAGCGGCGUUCAAAGAGCUGAAAAGGUAUCUUAGCAACCCGCCCCUCCUGAGCCCAUCCAAAGAAGGUGAAGAGCUAUUCCUAUACUUAGCCGUCUCAAUCACGGCUGUCAGCGCGGCAUUGAUUAGAGAAGAUGGUGGUUUGCAACUUCCUGUGUAUUACGUUAGCCAGGCCUUCCAGGGCGCCGAGGCACGGUACCCACGUAUGGAGAAGAUCACCUUCGCCCUCAUUAUGGCUUCAAGGAAACUUCGUCCAUAUUUUCAAGCCAAUCCCAUCGUCGUGAUGACGGAUCAGCCCAUAAAAAAGGCAAUGAACAAGCCCGAAGCAGCAGGAAGAAUGGUGCAGUGGGCAAUCGAGCUCAGCCAGUUCGACAUAAAAUACCGUCCAAGGGUGGCGAUAAAAGCACAAGCACUGGCAGAUUUUAUAGCAGAGUUCACCGUCCCUGAAAACGUAGAGAACAUCUGGAUGGUUAAUACUGACGGAUCGUCCACUCAACGCGGAGGCGGAGCUGGCAUCGUCCUCAUUUCUCCCGAAAAGAAUGUCAUCAAGUAUGGAGUCCAACUUAAGUUCCCGGUGACCAAUAAUGAAGCGGAAUAUGAGGCAUUACUGGCAGGAUUGAGAGUAGCUCGAGCACUAGGAGCUGAGAAUGUUGUGCUCAGGAGCGACUCCCAACUCAUCAUUGGACAAGUAAGAGGGGAGUACGAAGCAAAGGAGGCAAGGAUGCAGAAAUACCUCAAGCUGACGAACCAAUUGAUCAGUUCCUUCAAUUAUGCAGAGUUCGUCCAGAUCCCUAGGGAUCAGAACACAGAAGCUGAUGAGGUGGCCCGAAGUGCCUCAACGGACAGCGGAGGUAAGAGGUCUGAUUGGAAGACGGAAGAACAAAACCAUCCCAGCAUACUGGAACUUCAGAUUUCCUCCGUCCACACAGACCAGGGAUGGACGAGCCCGAUAGUCACUUUCCUUCAAGAAGGACGACUACCGGACGAUCCAGAGGAAGCUAAAAAGGUAAGGAGACGAGCAGCCAGAUUUACGAUACUUAAUGAUGAACUGUACAAAAGAGGCUACUCCCAACCGUAUUUGAGAUGUGUUGAAAAGGAGGAAGCCAAGUACAUCCUUGAAGAAGUGCAUGGUGGGAUCUGUGGAGAUCACACGGGGGUAAAGUCCCUCGCCAGAAAUAUCAUGAGAGCUGGCUACUUUUGGUCAACAAUGCAACGAGACGCAGCUGACUUCGUGAGGACGUGUGACAGUUGCCAAAGAUAUGGGAAUGUUCAAAGAAUCCCCGGGGAGAAAAUGACCACAAUAUCGUCUCCCAGGCCAUUCGCACAGUGA